AUGUCACGAACGGAGUUGAUUGAACUUCUCGCUCGAGUCUCUCUCAAUGUAGACGAAGAAAUUCGUAUGAUGGCACAGCAGACGAUGGUCAAUCUCAUUAUUGAAUCACCCGCCUAUCGACAACGUACUAUUCAAGCUUUCAUUCAGUUUACGCAAAAGUAUGUUCCAGACACUUUCCCAUAUCAGUUGGACAGUUGUCUGAAGACGCUACACACCCUCCUCGUUAAUUGGAAAAUCGCUCUACAACGGGACGCGGCUGUAACAACUAGUCUCUCGGAAAAGUCAGCCCUUGUAGAAGCGGAGGGGUUUGCGCUGGUAAUGCUUUGUCAGUGUCGUCCACUCGCACGACGCCUAGCGGUCCAUAUUCUACGUGAAUCAAGAGCGAUCCUGCGUCUCAUCGACCAAGCUGCGGCCCAACAGCAGCAAGGAGUUGGAACCGAAACAAGCCAUGGCGAGUCACCUCAGAACAUAGCUACUAGUAUCUCUGCUGCAGCGUCUGCGUCAAAUGUGGCCGUAAUUGACAUCCUUGAUAAUCUAGCUCCUGCAAUUCUUGAAAGAGUCCUACCUAUUUUACCACAGAAUGAGAGACAUGAACUCUCUAGCCUUCAGACAGUGGAUUUUAAAUCACUCGCGGAGAGGUCUAAUCCUGUUUGGUUGUGUGGAAUAAGACAACCUUCUACGUGGAAUCAUAAACCUCUUUUGGGCUCAAACAAUUUCAGUACACCGGUUGCUGUGACAACUGCUGAUCAUUCUUCCUCUGGAAAUAAGGUUGCGUCUUCAACCAUGAAACACGGGGGUUUUGAUGCAGCCUCUCCAAGUAGAACAACACGAAAAUCUGCGCAACAGCUCUCUACCUUGCGUCCUUCAACAUUCUCUCAAUGUCUUCUCACUCCCUACCUCCUACAACCACAGCUUGAACGCACUCAGUUGACAGAUGUCUGGGCUACUGCACUGUCAGUGGCACUUUCUACGUCUAGUGCUCUCUCCCAGCAUCCAGCUCUUUUUUACGCUUGGAAUACUGUUUUUCAUAGGAUGUCUCAAGUUUUCACACUCAUUGAUCCCAGUGCUCAAGCAGCCGAAAAUAGAGCUUCCUCACUUCUCCGUUCGACAAGCAAGAAGGCACCACCGACUGAACGUGAUGUCCUCGUUCCAUUGUGGCACAAUUAUGUGACACUGGCCUGUUGCAUUGCGCCCUCUUCCACAGGAGUUUGUAUUGUGGAUCGAAAGCGACCCACAUACGAUACAGAGGGUGCUGCUUCAGCUAUUCGACGACGAAAUCUUCAUCACAUAUCUAAUCCAUCCACUGGUUCGGCAGAUAUUGCUCUUCUUCCAAGCCAUGAGAAGGCAGCAACGCAAAGUGACCCCAAAACCCCUGUCCAGGUUCAAAAUCCUCGCCAGCAUCAGCAUCUAGUCAAUAGUAAACUCUUCAUUUCGGCCAAAGAGAAGGCUCGUGAUCUAGUCAAGCUCAUAAUUCCCCUCCUACGAUGCUGUGAUCACCCAGAACUACGCGAAUCCGUAAUUUGUGGCCUGAGUCGUAUUCAACCGGCAGCUUUUCGUGAUGUCCUGGAGGACUUACAUCCGAUUUUACGCGAAUCCAUUGACCUGAAACAGAAGAAUGUUCAAAGAAGACGCCGGAAAGACACCCUACGAUCAUCCCUCAUCCGACUUCUUGCUCUCAUGGCCCAGAAUGCAACUGAGCUUACUAUUCUCCUUGUCUUUGAUUUCAGUGAAGCAGGAAUUACCACAACCCAGGGUACUCUUCUCCCAACUCUAAUAGAAUUUAUCGAAGGAACUCGAGUAUACUUUGAGUCUCUGAACGAACCUUCUGCAAUGGUAGUGACAAUGUUUGGAAGUAGCGCAGGUGUAGGAUCCAUAACCACGGUUAAUCACUCCUCAUCGAAUGCGAAUGAUAUUCCCGGUGGAUCCUCCAUUAACCCACCUACCGUGGGUCAAAAUAUGAAUUCCCCAACAGGACCGUCGCAAUCUAAUGUUGGAACAAUGAACAGUGCCACUGUUAGUAGUGGAGCUAGUAUGGCAGGAGUUUCUGGAAGUGGAGCUGUUAGCAGCACAAGUGGAGCACAGAAUCCCACAGCUAAUUCCGCUUCUGGACCAACGUCUGCAACUGCGGCGACAUCUACUGCUCCAGCACAUGCUCCUAGUGGUGUUGAUCCAGUUCUACUCACUGAAAUGCGACUCUACUUCUGUGUCUUUGUUCGGGACCUCAUUCGCCACUUGCCGAAAGAAAGGCGACAGAAACUAAUCCCACCUACCGUUCGUCGUAACCUCGUUCUGCUCAUCUCACGGUGGAGUGGUUUCUAUGAGCAUAUCUUCAAUGCCAGGGAUGUUAAGUGGGCUCAACCACCGUGGACUGAUGAUUCAUCUAGUUCUCUCGCUCAAGAUGCUAAGCAGUCGUCAUCAAUUCGCAGUGCUAGUGUUGGUGCUUCAGUCGGAAGUCUUCCUUCGCCUCCGGGAAUGGAUCAGGUCAUUUCGGGUGAUCUUGUCCUCUCAAUUUCUGGAGUUCACUUAGAAUCCACUCCCCAGGCUCCCUUUAUCUCUGCUUCCUUCUUGGAUGCUUCCAUAUGGUUGGAGUUACUUUGGUAUGCUAAUCAAUCGAUAGCUGCUCUGAUCUGUUGCGGAAGUAUCUACGAACACGUGGCCAUCUUUUCUAAUCCUCGAAUAGUGGAAACAACGGAGGUAGCUUCCAAUGCCACAGCCUCUUCUAGUCAUCAAUUAGCAGGAAGUAGUGCUAAUCUCGGUGGAAAUCAAAUGCUCUCAAAUCUUUCCGCGAAUUUGCCUAACUCUGCUACUCAACCAAAUAGUGUGCCUACUACUCUGCUUUCAAAUGAUGAUGAUGUAACAGCACCGACUACCCAGGUUGUGAGUACAGUCUCUAUCGCGACGACAAAUCCUUCAACCGUUAAUGCCUCGAGGGGCCAUCCCAUACCGGGUUAUAUAUUCCAUUGGUUAAAGGGUCUCCUAUUAUGUCGAGAUGCGAAACUCUCAAUUUCUCCAUGGUUGUGGGGUCUACCUGUAGUUAAUUUUGGCAUUUGUUCAACAGCACUUAAAGGACCUCAUGGGAAAACUGGAGUGAGAAGUAUCCGUCUUGAGGAUAGUUUGAGAUCCAUAGUGAUUGCAGCUGCAGCAGGACGACGAUUGGACUCUCUUUUCCGUCAACUUGGAGAAGAAACCUUCUACAUUCUUCUAGAUAUGAAUCCUGAUCUACCGGGUCUGUUGGAACUUCUUAUUGAUCAAUGCUACAGUGGAUCUUUAAAUGUCAUCCAAGCUUUCUUUGUUAUUAUUGCUCAACGAUUUAUCAAAAACCCUAGGAUGAAUUGUGACAGAUUUACAAUGUUAACUCUAGCAAUGGUCUUUUGUGAACACCCUGUUCCCGUGAUUAGGGAGCACGCCACUUUCCUAUUGCAGACGCUCUACUAUCGAUUUUUCCUUCUGCCGAGUAGAGAAUUGCACCAGCGUAUGCAUUCAGAUUGUCAAAAGACAGUGGAGUCAGUAAAUGAAGAAUCCCGAGAUUCCGGUGAUCAGACUGAAUUCUGUCUCUCAGCUCUCGCAGACGAGUUGCUAUGGCGUGAAAUCGGUCAUUGGAAACCGUGCGAUGUGCUGAGACAAUUCUGCGCUCAGCAUCCCACCUGCACCCUUCCGAUGAUUUCUGAAAUAUGUCGUCGCUUAGCGACUGCGUCCAAGGAGGUACGAUGCCGAUUGAUCUCAUUGCUGCACUACUGGGCAAUCAAUAUUGAACUAGUCGAUCUUUUCUCACGGAAUUACAAAAGUGAUGGAUUUAUGGACUUCUUCCAUCAACACCGUAACAACCCCCAGCUAGCGAGCGCGUCUCUCCUUGAGAAAGUGGAGUUGAGUAAUCCAGUUUCAGCAAUUAAUGCUGAAUCUGAAUCAGAGCUUGAAAUUGACGAUAGGAUGGAGAAAACACAAAAUGGAGUAGGUGGUGACGAGGAGGAAAUUAUCAAAUGUCCUUCUGGACCUUCAGGAUCUGAAUCGUCAUCCUCUUCAACAUCAUUAUCGUCUUCCUCAGAGUCUUCUCACAACUCAUCGAUUUCUUCAGAUAUUGAUUCAAGUGACUGUGAUGGACCAGUAUUAAUCAAUAAUAUGGCUAGUUCAGCUUCUGCUUCAAGGAAACCACGUGCAGGUCGACGUCAACAUCAGGAUAAUCGUCGUAGACGUCUCCAACAAGGACGUACAUCAGAUCAGUUCCUUAAACCCGACCAAGAUGGAGAAAAGCAGAAGGAAGCGGCCAACGAACUCUGGGCUAGUGUACCGCUUACACUACGACGUUCUGGUUGGGGUUGUCUGGAAGCCACAGAGAUGGUACUAAACAACUUUUUCUACUUAACUAUUCGAUUUGCUAAUGAACCUAAUGAGUCCGUGGUGUUGGGAGAUUUGUGGGUCCUAAUGAUCAGAUAUAGACCGUCAAAUUUGAGGUAUAUUCUUCGAUACCUCAUUGUUGCCGCUUCUCUUGCUCCGGCUACACUCUGUUCUCAUGUGAAUCGUGUUGUGUCAUUCCUAUCAAACGAGGAUCCGUCGGAAGUUGUGGAGAUUUUGAUGACUGAGUUGCAAACAAUUGAUGGAGCUGGCCUGGUUAUUGAGCCAUCACCUCUGCCACCUUUCUUUCACAUUUCUCUCAUCUCGCAGACAAACUUGACCGAACCGAGCAGUGAUCAAAUCGGUGAUCCUGAUGAAAAUGCUUCCAGAAGGAUUCUAGAAAAUGAAAGUUGUUUGGGUCAACAGACUGGAAGUUCCAUCAGACCCUUAUCAACAAUUAGUGCAACUGGCGGUGAUCUCCAGGUCAUACCCAUCAAACCAGGUGUUGAUUCAUCUCCUGCUCAACCGAUUUCCACUAGUGCUAAUACUUCAGCGAUCUCUCGUUUGACUAAUCGAUUUGCGAGCAGUGCUUCUGCAAUGGGUCGUCGUGCAUUGAGGACGGCGUUACAUCCUGGAAGUGGUGGUGGAAGACAGUCGAAGAACUCGAUGAACCUUGACCAGGAACAACCUCCGGAAUUGGACAUUGAUUCCCUGGAUGGUGAAGGGGAGGAAGAAAGUGGAAAUCUUAGACAAGCAGCUGAUACCAUGCCGACACCACAAAGUCACAGCACCCCUUCAGCAGACGCUUUGGUUACAGCUCGCAGUCAAACCCUUCCCUACACAGCCGCAUCCCGCGAGCGCUAUAGCAAGCAAACUAUCGUGGGUCUAGAUAACCAAGUUGUCCUCUCCAACCGUCCAAGCCGAUUUCGAAAAAUUCUUUCCCGCCGUAGAACAGGUGGUGGUGGACGUCGAAACCCCUUUAGAUCAAUUUUCGGUGGUGGAGGAGGUGGUGGUGGCAGUGGUAGCAUUGUGGGAGGGGCAUUGAAUGGAAGUAUCAAAACAUCCUCAGAACUUGUGCAGAAUAUAUCUGAGGAGACUAAGCUCUACACCACUUCCUUGCCCCCUAAUCUCGCUUCUCUACAGCCCCUACCUCUUCCACUACAUUCACAUUCCAUCUCACAUCUUAAUGAUUUUCGGAAGAAGCGCGGUGGACGAAGGAGACGGUCAUCUUCAGCAUCUGGUCGAAAUCAUCAACAUGAAAGUCGGAGACAUCGUCGAAGACGCCGGCGAAGAAAUAAUACUAACGAGGGUGGUGUUAUGGAAGAUGUGGCGGAUCAACACGUAAAAGUAGCCUUCUAUGAGACUAGUCUCAUGCUUCAACAACCCCUACCAAUGCCGAAAGAUGGAAGUGUCUACUACGCACCAAUGAGGAAUUGGCUAACGGAGCCAUUUGUGUCCAAUGGAUCUCUGGUUUACAGUGGAAUGUGGUCACCUACAGGCGCUAGAUCACCGCUUGUUUUACUCCUGGUUGGAGAAAUUCUCAAGUCGCAUAAUAAAAAUCGAGUGACGUGGCGGAAACAUAUGCCACUUCUCUUACUCUGUCUAUUUCUAGGAUUGGAUCAUUGUCGUCCAUUGGUACAAGAGGAGAGUAAGCAGCUUUUGGUGAAUAUGCUUCGUGUAAUUUGUCCGCGGAUUGAUCUCCUGCAGAUACUCUCUCUUCAAUUGGAGAUUGAUUCCCAAUGGAUUGCCCGAGCUGUUGCCGGAUUUUCUACUCACGUUCCUCAACUGUUUCUCAUAUUGGAUGAUGGACCUUCUGUGGUAAGAAAUCGACGUGAUUUUUAA
This is a messenger RNA of Rodentolepis nana, 6171 nucleotides long. Lineage: Eukaryota; Metazoa; Platyhelminthes; Cestoda; Cyclophyllidea; Hymenolepididae. The record is from the annotation of a GenBank genome assembly.